AUGACGAACGCAGAGGGAGAAGAGAAAGCUUUUGUUUGUCAGUCAGCAGAGCGCGCGGGGGAAAGAGGGUUUUUGGCCUUUGGGUUUUAUAAAGAAAGCGUCGGUAAAGCUGGUGGUGACAAAUGGAAAUCGCUGUCUGAUGCUGAAAAGGCCCCCUUCGUUGCUACGGCCGAAAAGAAGAAACAAGAGUAUGAGAAAACUAUUUUGGCUUACAAUAAGAAAUUGGAGGGGAAGAAUUCAGAGGAAGACGAGUCUGACAAGUCAAAGUCUGAAGUCAAUGACGAUGAGGAAGAUGAGGUAGAUUGA
Glycine soja is the source of this 306-nucleotide messenger RNA. RefSeq names its product HMG1/2-like protein. The coding region runs from base 1 to 306 and encodes 101 amino acids. The transcript is spliced from 4 exons. The record is from RefSeq and is a predicted model, not a curated record. Lineage: Eukaryota; Viridiplantae; Streptophyta; Magnoliopsida; Fabales; Fabaceae.